Messenger RNA from Leptidea sinapis, 7710 nucleotides. It is a transcript of the gene step, whose product is annotated as cytohesin-1. The coding region runs from base 208 to 1512 and encodes 434 amino acids. Gene Ontology annotation, biological process: regulation of ARF protein signal transduction. Gene Ontology annotation, molecular function: guanyl-nucleotide exchange factor activity. The record is from RefSeq and is a predicted model, not a curated record. Lineage: Eukaryota; Metazoa; Arthropoda; Insecta; Lepidoptera; Pieridae. The transcript is spliced from 9 exons.
GUUCGCGGCGCGAGUUUGACGUGUGUUGUUACCGUAGCGUCGUUUAACACAAGUUUGCUAUUUUAUAACAAGUUUUUUUUUUCAAUAGUGUAAUUGUAAUGUGAUAAAGGAUAAGUGUAAUAAAUCAGCGAUUGUAAGGUUGCGAUUGGGAGUUCUAGAUUGACCCAGUGUUUUAUGAGUGUAAUGUGAGUGGUGAAUUUGGGAGUUAUGUUUAUCAAAGCCGGGCCAGCGCCCGUGGAGGAUGAGCGCCGUGGCUCGGUCUCCAAUUGGUUCUCUUCGUUGAGGCGCGGGGGACGACGAAAACGUGACGAAAACACUGCUCCUUUCGGCUACGGAUCGUUGGGAAGGAGAAAGGAUGCAGGCGAGACUCGCGGCAAAACGCGAUCCGCUUGGGACCUUACCGCCGUCGCAAGAAUGCAACUUAAAGAUGAACUCGGCGAAGUGGUGGCUGAGUUGGAAGCUCUCGAUGGUCAGGAGGAGUGCAAGCAGAACAGUAAAACCAAACAGAUGAGCAUAGGAAGAAAGAAAUUUAAUAUGGACCCCAAGAAAGGCAUCGAGUACCUGUACGAGAACGGGUUACUGCAGCGGACGGCGGAGGACGUGGCGCAGUUCUUGCACAAAGGCGAGGGGCUUAGCAAGACCGCGAUCGGCGAUUACCUCGGAGAACGCUCGGACUUCAACGAGGCGGUGCUCAAGGCGUUUGUAGAGCUACACGACUUCACGGACCUAAUACUAGUGCAGGCUUUGAGACAGUUCCUAUGGAGUUUUCGGUUGCCCGGCGAGGCACAGAAGAUAGAUCGAAUGAUGGAGAGCUUCGCGCAGCGCUACUGCCAGCUGAACCCUGACAUCUUCACGAACGCGGACACGUGUUACGUGCUCAGCUUCGCGAUCAUCAUGCUGAACACGUCGCUCCACAACCCCAGCGUGAAGGACAAGCCCACGCCGGAACAGUUCGUCGCGAUGAACCGCGGCAUCAACAACGGCGGAGAUCUACCCCAGGAGCUGCUCCUGUCAUUAUACGAGUCGAUAAAGACGGAGCCAUUCAAGAUCCCGGAGGACGACGGGAAUGAUCUCAUGCACACCUUCUUCAAUCCGGACAAGGAGGGGUGGCUGUGGAAGCAGGGCGGCAGAUACAAGUCAUGGAAGAGGAGGUGGUUCAUAUUGAACGACAACUGUCUCUAUUACUUCGAGUACACCACAGACAAGGAGCCCAGAGGAAUCAUUCCAUUAGAAAAUAUAUCUGUGCGACCAGCGAGCGAUAGACAGCGGCCGCACUGCCUCGAGCUGUAUGCGAGUGGAGGCGCUGACCUCAUCAAGGCAUGCAAGACUGACUCCGAGGGGAAGGUGGUGGAAGGGAAACACACCGUUUACAGAAUGUCAGCGGCGACAGCGGAAGAGCGAGAUGAAUGGAUCGAGUGUCUCCGUCGCUCAAUUAGCCACAACCCGUUCUACGACAUGUUGGCACAGAGGAAGAAGAAAGCGCAGCACAGCGUGCACUCGGGCUCGCACUAACGUCCCCUUACGACCCAGAGGUGGCUGGAACUAUAGUAAGGCCAACGAGACAAGAUAAAGAAUGUAAACAUGGAUUCAUAACAUUUUUAUUUGAAGAAAUUAUAUACAAGUUAUUGAUUAUCUGUUCUGAUCCGUGUCGUCUGUAUCAGACAAAGAUGAUUCGUCAGAAGAGUCUGAAUCAGCCGUAUUUAUAACAAUAUUUCUCGUUACAAGUUACAUUGUAAUCAGUCACGAUCCGUUUAUUUAUUUACAUUCUUUAUCUUCUCUCGUCGGCCUUAGUAUAACUAAUAACUCUGGGUAGUCGAAUAUUUCGUUGUAUUGGGGUUGAAUUGCCGUAUGUAAAUGUACGUUAAGUUGCGAGGAAUUAGGAAGUUAUCAACCAUUGCAGUUCUGGCAUUACUACUUUUGUUGGUUGUAAGAACAACGUCGAAAGAUAUAGAAAACAGAAUAGUAUUUACUUCGAUUAAAGCGAGUGUAACACAUCUGAAUAAAACGCUUUUUUAAGGAUUAAAACGCGUGUAAUUGUUACUAUGUUUUUACAUUAGAUUUUGCGUAAACGUUACAUUUUUAUCAUUAUUUUAGCUAACCCGACGUUUAGUGACCUUUUCAGAGCACGCAGAAACGCGUUUUAAUUCUUUUACAAGUGUUUUAUUUAGACGGUUAGAAGUCUUAUACAUUGUUCUUAUUGGAGUAGUAUAGCCGCAUCACAGAAUUAUCGUUAUGAAUGAAUGUAUAUACAUUUCCAUUAGUUUGAAUUUUGUUUUAUAUAUAGAACAAAUAAACUAAGAUUUGUGAACGAUUCAAUAUCACACAGUUAGCUUAGCGGUAACAUUUGCGGUUUGAAACCCGUGUUGACCAAAACGUUUGUGUGCUAGGGAAAUAACUUUACACGUCGCAAUGUGAAGGCUUAGAAACUGAAACAAAAAAACCUUAACCGUUUAAAGUUUAAAUAUAUAAAAAAAAUCAUCCGGUAUUGUUGUGCCUUUAACCGAAAUAUUAUGUUUUUGAUUAUAUAAGUUCGAAGUUUUUGUUCUACAAACCGGUUCAGAACGGUUUAUUAAAUCGCCGAUUCAUUUGUUAUAUAUUACAUUACCUAAUAUUUGUGUAACGCACGACACCUUUGGACUCUUGCGGUAAUAAACAGUUAAGCGGUACUAAUCCGUACAAAACAAUAGGUAAAUUCCUGAUAAUAACCGUUACAUUGACAACCGAUUCUUAGCCUUGCGUUGUAUCAAAUGGUUAGUAUUGAUAGUGACAAUAAUAUAUAAUAAUAGUAUAUUCUACCUCAAACGGAUAUAUAUUCUUCCUAAACGGAUCAACGACCUUUGUAUACAGGCCUAAUGUUAAACUUAAUGAAAGCAAAAGUAAUGCCAGUUUUAAUAAACGUAAAUUUUUCAGUCGGAAGGAGUGGUUUUAAAUAAAUUAUUUGAUUGUUUUAAUAAAUAAUGUAAUAUUAUAUACCAAUCGUAUUCGUGUCUGUAUUAUAAUGAUUAAUGUAAUAUAAUUUAAAUGUUUUAUUUUUAAAUGGUUGAAGUUUUAGAACAAUGCAAAUAUACAAUUAUUGAUAGAUAUUAGUUUAUAUGGUUACUCUUAUAGUUAUUGUAGCUAUGUAGAAGUAUUAAGAUUAUAAUAAUAUAUCGUAGUAGUAAAGUAUGAUCAGCUGUUUUAAGAACAUACGGUAAAUGUGCCACAGGAAAGUCAGAAGUGUUAUUUUUGAUGGCAGUUAUAAAAUUUUUAGGAAUAAAGAAUUAAAUGAUAAUAGAUAAUAAAAUAGUACCAAAUUGUCAAAUGAACCCUUGAUAUUUUUUUUUAUAAUUUUAUAACCCAUUCAAAUUUAGAAGGUCUCUGAAUCAGUACAUAAUGCCACUUAAUUGUUACAAAAUUUAAAUAGUGAAUACCGAACUAGUUAAAAUAAUUGAACCAAAAAUAAAACAGGCAAAAACUGAACUCAAAUGUACAGACAGCCUUUAGUGUUUCUAUCUAAAACUCGGAUGUAUAUUGUCAUACAGUUGUACAGGAAAGAUACUGGCCCCGUGAAAGUUGUGUAUCUUUUUAGAAAUUGGUCAACUUUGUGUCAAUAUUGCUAAGUGCAGUCUAUGAUUUAACACAAAUCCAUAUUUAAACAAUGUGUAAAAUGAUUAAAUUUUAUGUUGUUUUAUAAAACAGCUGAUGAUACAAUACUUCAGAAUACAGAACAAACCAAAGGGAGUGUUGAAAUAACAACCCCCGCGCCUAACAACGCUCAAUACAUUAACGCUUUUAGGGUUUAUUUAAUAAAUUCAAUAUUCUAAUAAAAUUAAUAAAAAAUGUGCUACUUACAGAUGAAAUGUAAUCUCAUUUAAUUUUUUUGCAUGUCUGGUAGCAUUUUUUGCAAGUAAGACCGACACACAACCACAAUACAAGAAAUAGAACAGAGUAGCGUAACUCAGCGGUGGUCUCCUUGUGUCUCAGCGGCGUACGGUAAGCCACUCGAUAGUUUUGUCUUUCGAAGAUUGCUUAGCGAUCGUGUAAAUCGUGUGUGUGUGUGCGUGCGUCGAUUCAGGCGCUCUCGUAUGAAGUUGAAAAGAAUUAUGACACAAUUUCGUUGGUAAUUAUUUAAAAACUGAUAAUUGCAACUACUUGUAAACAGUACGCGUUCUGGUGUAGUUAAUACCGCCUCACUUUUGAACAAUUUUUAACGGUUUUGUGGUUUAUUCUGUAUUCUGAGAUUACUACUCGCACUAGCGGCGCGCUAUGGUGGCCAUUUUGACAGAUUGCAACUAUGACGUUGACAUAUUGUGGCAUUUUACUGUCUUAUGUAAAAAAUGUGUAAAAUCUAACCUAUAUAAAAAAAAUUAAGAGUAUAUUGAAAAAUAUUGAAAUAAUCUUAAUUGGUUUUUAGUUAACUCAACUAAAACUCAUUUUAAUGUCUGAAAAAUGUUAUUUGAUGUGGUCCUUCAAACGUAAUGAAUACUUUCUUGAAUUACUUAUUACUUAUGUUAAAAUGUCAUCCAAAGCGUGUUGCUAGUUGUCAUACACAUACAAUUAAUAGUAUUAAUUAAUGUGAUAGAAAGUGUACUGCGAAUACAAACGUGUUCUGUAUAUUUUGAACGGUAUUCGGUAUGUUAUUGUCCAUGUAAUCGAAGCAAGACUGAGCUGUCAUUGACGGAGGAAGCUUGUGCGGCGGUGGUCACUUUUAAUUCAGGUGAUCACCUUUGCCUGUUUGUUACGUAAAUGCUUUUGGUUGAUAGUAACAUUGCAACGAGAAAAAGGCUCGAACAGAAAUACAGUUGAAAAUUUUGAAAUUAUUAUUAAUUUUGAAAACAUUUUUUAAUAAUAAAAUUUAAUAAUAAUCAAAUUAUGUCUGUGUUUAAUUAAAAUAAAAUGGAACUGCAUCAGUAAAAAAAAUCCACUUAAAGCAAAAAAAAAUGAUUUUUUAACGAGACUGUAUCAUCAUAAAAGCAAUAAGUAUUUAAUAUGAAACAUAAACACCAAACUAAAUGUUUUAAAAGUAAAUUAAGUAUUUUAAUAUCUCAAUGGAAGGCCUUAGUGUAUUUAUAAGGUAGGGUAAUAUAUAAUAACUGUCAAAUAUUUUUCAAAUGCCUGUGUUCUAGAAGACUACACGUCAAUAAAGAGGUUAUAAAACAGCUACUCUCUUUAAAUGACUUUCAAUUACUGCUUUUUGUGAUUUGAAUUCGUCUUUCGUUUAAUAUUUUGUAUGUUUCCACCUUAAAGAAAAUGAGGUUUACAGUUAACUUCUAUUUUGAGCAAUGCACGCACACUAACAAAAAGUGACAUACAAAUCGUGAGUGUUAGAUGUAGCUUGCCACGCACACUAAAUUAAUAAACCUGGACUGUUAUCAUCGAUUGUAUAUAGUAUAUAUUAUCUAAGUUUCUACAUUUUUUUUACUUUUAUAAUUUUUUCCUUGAACUGUUUCUUUUUGCACGUCAUUUUAACUAUUGAAUCACAAUUUGCCUAGAAUUUAAUGAGUUUUAAUUUUUACUGUACAUAUAUAUAGUCUCUACAACCGCUAAAAUAUUCCUUCUUUUCUUAAAUUUUCCUGCAUACAAAAAGUGGAAAAGAUGAAUAUUAAAAAAAUAUCUUUAGUAUAAAUAUAAUUGAAUAUUUUUAUGCAUCUAAUAACCCAAAGGCAACUCAUAAAAAGUGAACGCUUUCCGUAAACACAUUAGGAACAUAGGUUAUAUAUAAACGUCAUCAGCCAAUAGCGAUAGCUCUAACGAUAUGUCGUGAUCAUUACCAGACCAAUGAGCAUUCAGUACGCCGCGCCCGCUUACAACAGAUGUUUGGUUGAAUUGUUUGCAUUGGGAAUAUGUAGGUAUUACAAAUCUACUAGGUUAUUGGGCCGAUGAUAAUAUGCAAUUAUUUUUGGUUUUACCUAUAUUAUUGAUGAUUCACUUCGUAUGUGAGUCAGCUUACGUAACUCGGCAUGUUGCAGUCAAGACUUAGAUAUUUUAUACGUCUAGAUAAAUUAUCUUGCUGUUAGACAGCCGAAUAAAACAGGCCAGGUUUAUAACUUCAGUGUGCGUGACGAGCUACGUCUUACACUCUUGAUUUGUAUGUAACUUUAUGCUUAUGUGCGUGCAUUGCUCAAAAUAGAGGUUUACUGUCGGCCUCAAUUGUUUUCGACCUUUUCACAGCUGUCACAGUCUAUCUUGAUCAAUAUAAAACCUUCUAGAACACUGCAAUGUCAUUGCAAUAACAGUUAUAAUGUCUCGUUAACCUUCUGUGAAUGUGUGUGUAAAUAUUGUUAAUUGAAUACGAUCGUGCACUGUUUUAAAAUGCAGUUUAUAUUUUGAAUAGGAUAUUUUAUUUUUAUUUAAUUGAUUGCCUUUUGACUUUAGUCACCAAGGGGCUUAGAUCACAGACCAGCGGUUUGUUCUGUCUAUGGUGAAAUUUCGCAAUGAUAAUAAUAAUAAUUUAACAAUUUGAAAUGAAACAUAAUUAAAAUAUAUAACUUUUUGAAUUGCGUGUAAUUACUGUAUAUUUCUUAUUCGUUUUUUGUAUUCUUUUUUCAUCUCUCUGUUUUAAUAAGUGCAAAAAAAAUAUCUCACAGUUUUUUUUUAUAAAAAUAAGUGACAGGACGGGCAGGACGUUCAGUUGAUAGUAAUUAAUACGCCCCGCCGUGCCGUGGCACUACAACUACGCUCGCGACCUUGAGACUUAAAAGUCUCAUUUGCCCAGUUAUUUGACUAACUUCGGCUAGUUGUACCAAUGUCGUGUUAAAAACUCAAUGCCCAUUGUUACGUAGUAAACAACGGCAUAAACUAAGUAUUUUUUUUCUUUUCAAAAUUUCUUUCAUAUAUAUAUGUAUUACAUAGCUUCACUAUAUAAAAGAGAGUAAUACUUAUCGGCCCCUAGCACAUCAACAUAUUAAUAUUAAUAGCAGCGAGUCACUGACAUUAGUAAUUUAUAUAAACUUAUAGUUUUUACGUAACGGUUUCAUGUAAUUUAAUCAUUUUAGAAAUAGGAAAUAUCUCGUUAAGUUGCGAAAUGGAAAACCCUUUUUUUAUUUCCUAUUUUAUACCAAACUGCGUAAAUUUCACUAACAACGUGGAUUAUAAAUGUCUCGUAACAGUACACGAUUUCAUAAUGUUAUAAGAAUGCAAAUGUAAUGAAAUGGUAUUUAAUGAAUGGUUUCUAAGGAUCUGUCUAGGAUAGUUUAAUGUAAGGGAUCGCUCAUUAAUUACGUGAGGCAUUUUUGAGAAUUUUUUGACCCUUCCUUGGUGAGAUUUUCCUCAACUCCCAAAAUAUCAUGCGAGAUUCUUCAAAAUUUAUGUUUUGGCUGUAAACGUGUUGGAUUUUUGAGAAAAAAAAAAACAAAAACAACUUGUUCUACUUCUUUUAUUGAAGAUUAGUAAAGUUUUGUAUUAAAUCGCAAUCAUAAAAUGAAAUAAUGAAUAUUUAACAAAAAUUAAGCACAGAUUUAUUCUAAUUCAGUCCAGUUUUCUGUUAGAAACAUAAUUACGUGAUAUUUGCCAAGACCCCUCCUACCCCCUAAGUGAGAUUCGGAAAGAUUUAGAUUGUUCCCUCCCCCCCUAGAAGACCUUACGUAAAUAAUGGACGUCCCCUAAAGCUGUGUAUAUUCGCAAAGUAGUACCUAUCUAAAUUAUCCUUGUUAAAAUGAAUGGAACAGGAUACAAGCAUAAUAUGAUGUAAAUAAUUUUGUAAGAGAAAAAAUACAUUACUAUCUUUAUUUA